UUCCCCACACCCAACACUGCGAACGAUGCCUUCAUUUCCUACUCAUCACAACCGACUCAUGCACUGUGUGACACUGCUGAGCUACUCGCAGGCGCCCCACACAAUGACCGCAGGUGGACGUUCAAUUUUCUGGAGGAAGAUGGAUGGAUGGCGGGACCUAAUCGUCGGCUCUUAUUCUGGGUACCACCCGCUUCUCAAAAGGCAUUCAGAUAUAAUCCUCGGACUGCAUUUGUGAUACCCAGAGGUGUUGAGCUUGAUUUGAGCUGCAUGGCACAUGGGACACGCUGGCAGCACUGCCGCAAGGGGUGA
Suillus plorans is the source of this 309-nucleotide messenger RNA. RefSeq lists its product as uncharacterized. NCBI's taxonomy places the organism in Eukaryota, Fungi, Basidiomycota, Agaricomycetes, Boletales, Suillaceae. The annotation marks the transcript as partial. The record is from RefSeq and is a predicted model, not a curated record. The transcript has a single exon.